Xyrauchen texanus (razorback sucker) is the source of this 1408-nucleotide messenger RNA. RefSeq names its product tubulin tyrosine ligase-like family, member 9 (gene ttll9). Gene Ontology annotation, molecular function: tubulin-glutamic acid ligase activity; tubulin binding. The coding region runs from base 41 to 1348 and encodes 435 amino acids. Gene Ontology annotation, biological process: microtubule cytoskeleton organization; protein polyglutamylation. The record is from RefSeq and is a predicted model, not a curated record. NCBI's taxonomy places the organism in Eukaryota, Metazoa, Chordata, Actinopteri, Cypriniformes, Catostomidae. The transcript has 14 exons. Gene Ontology annotation, cellular component: cilium.
CACGCUUCUCGUGUUCCUGUGUUAACAGACAGUUUUUAAAAUGUCAAAAAACAAGCAGACAUCUGGACACAAGGUUGCCCACAGUUACCAAAGGAGAAAGGAGGGGGAGGGAAGAAGUUGUAUUCGGUACAAAUGUGGCCUAACCAACACCAUACAAGACGUCCUUAGCCAGAGACCAGGCUGGGCAGAGAUAAAAGAUGAUGGUGAAUGGGACUUUAACUGGUGUGAUGUUGGGUGGCUGAGAGAGAACUUUGACCACUCAUACAUGGAGGAGCAUGUGAGAAUAUGUCACUUCCGCAACCACUAUGAGCUAACCCGUAAGAACCUGAUGGUGAAGAAUUUGAAGAGGUAUCGGAAAACUUUAGAGCGGGAGUCAGGUCGUUUCGAGGCAGCCAAAUGUGACUUUUUUCCACGUACAUUCGAGCUGCCCAGUGAGUAUCACCUCUUCGUGGAAGAGUUCAAAAGAAGCCCAGGCAGCACUUGGAUCAUGAAGCCGGUGGCACGAUCACAGGGGAAAGGCAUUUUUCUCUUUCGAAAACUCAAAGAUAUUAUCGAUUGGAGAAAGGAUGGGACCCGCUCUGAAGAACAAAAAGAUGAGGCUCAAGUUGAGAGCUAUGUUGCUCAGCGUUACAUUGAGAAUCCCUACCUCAUUGCUGGAAGAAAAUUUGACCUGAGAGUUUAUGUUCUUGUAACAUCAUUUAUUCCUUUGAAGGCCUGGCUGUAUCGUGAUGGUUUUGCUCGAUUUUCCAACACCAGGUUUUCCCUCAGUAGCAUCGACGAUCAGUAUGUUCAUCUCACUAAUGUUGCAGUGCAAAAAACAGCCCCUGAUUAUGAUCCUGAGAAGGGUUGUAAAUGGCAGAUGCAACAGCUACGGCGGUACCUGACUGCUAAACAUGGUGUAGAGAGAGUGCAGACUCUGUUUAAUGAAAUUGACAACAUAUUUAUUCGCAGCCUGCUUAGUGUUCAGAAGACCAUCAUUAAUGAUAAACACUGUUUUGAGUUGUACGGAUAUGACAUACUACUGGACCAGGAUUUAAAGCCGUGGCUUAUUGAGGUGAACGCUUCUCCCUCCCUCACAGCCAGCAGUCAGGAGGACUAUGAUAUGAAAUACAGACUGCUGGAGGACACCCUGCACGUUGUUGACAUGGAGGGCCGUCUGACAGGCAAGGAGAAGCGGAUUGGAGGAUUUGACCUAAUGUGGAACGAUGGCCCAGUCUACACAGAUGUCGGCCUAGAAGCUCUGGGUAGUUCCUGCCUCAUAGCAAAUACACACCUUGGCUGUGUGAAUGACAGACAGAAACAACUUCAACAGCUUCUAAAGCCUUUCCUAGGGCAGAAGAGAACAUGACAACAUGAAAAUGACAUUAAAGCAAUGUGACAAUGUGUUGUAUGAGAAUCACACAAAACC